Coprinopsis cinerea okayama7#130 is the source of this 282-nucleotide messenger RNA. RefSeq lists its product as hypothetical. Lineage: Eukaryota; Fungi; Basidiomycota; Agaricomycetes; Agaricales; Psathyrellaceae. The transcript has 3 exons. The record is from RefSeq and is a predicted model, not a curated record. The coding region runs from base 1 to 282 and encodes 93 amino acids.
AUGAGUACCUCCACGCAAUUGGAGGUACAACCUGCGCUGUUCCAUCCGGAGGAUCGAGGUUUUUGUCAUUCUGUAGAUUCGUUUGGUUACAACGUCGCCUGGCAUGGGGCGGUGAAUGGCGUGUCCUACGCCCAAUCGAGCUGUGCUGAUGUCGCUGAAGGUGUAGUAUGGGCGCUGAAUAACUGCAAAUUGCUGAAUCCUUGGGUCCCGGAUUGGCAUUAUGGAGGCUCCAAUGCUGCUUGGGGAAAUGAGAACCUCCUCGUCACGAUCCGCAACAUGUGA